Messenger RNA from Malus domestica (apple), 584 nucleotides. Its product is annotated as protein GAST1. Lineage: Eukaryota; Viridiplantae; Streptophyta; Magnoliopsida; Rosales; Rosaceae. The record is from RefSeq and is a predicted model, not a curated record.
AAUUCUCUCUUGUAUAUAAAUAGCCCUAUAUAUAUAUGACUAACUCCACCCACAGGGCCACAGUUCAGGAAAACAUAUAAUUCUCACUCUUCUCUAUCUCUCUAGCUAGUUGCUUCUUGAGUUCAAGAAUUUUAUUUUUCUGGUACAGCCGGCAAUGGCAAGGGCUUUAAAUUUUGUGAUGUUCUUCCUUGUUAUACUGUUCUUUGCCCUAACAGUAGAGAACCAUCAGGCUAAUGCCACUGGCACUGAAGCUCCAGCACCGCAGCCCCAAAGCAGUAACAACCAUACCAUGAAUGGAAUCACUGAAGGCAGCCUUCAACCUCAAGAGUGCGGUCCUCGUUGCACCACAAGAUGCUCAAACACACAGUACAAGAAACCAUGUUUGUUUUUCUGCCAAAAGUGCUGUGCCAAGUGCUUGUGCGUCCCUCCAGGCACAUAUGGGAACAAGCAAUUCUGCCCUUGCUACAACAACUGGAAGACCAAGAGAGGAGGCCCCAAAUGUCCUUGAACCAGCCAUUCCACACAAAAAAUGUCAUUCUGUACUCCUUAGUGAAAUAAAUAACAAAGGACGAAGUUCAUGUUGA